UUUCUGAAUGUAUACAAUAAAUAAAUGCAAAUAAUUGUAAACAACUUUAUAUCGGCAUUUAAUCUUUUAUAAACUCAAAUAUUACACAAACAAAAUAUUUGAAAUGAAAUUGAGCGAUGUCGGACCUAAAAGCUGCCGGGUAUGCUUAAAGCGGUCACCGAAAUUGCGUUCGCUUUACAAACCCUUGGACGAGGGUGAAGAACCGCCAGUUGAGAUGUUACGUCUAAUUACGGGUGUAACACUGGAAGAGGCCUAUAACUUCGAGACUCUGCCGAAAUGUAUAUGCAAAAAUUGCGAGUUGUCACUAAGUUUGGCUUACCAAUUUCGUGCUAAGGUAUUACGUACACACAAUAUAAUAGAAACUUACCGGAAACAAGUUUUGAAUACAAACGAAUUGAACUCAUAUGAAAACCAAACCUCAUCUGUAAAAGUAGAGCUGGAAGGCUUGACCAACGAAGAGUUUUAUGUAAGUGAAGAAAAUAUAAAGAAUAAUAAGGAAAUGAAAGUUGAGGUGCUGGAGUUGUCAUUCUCUGACCUAGACGAUGAUGAUAUACUAGGUAAUGAGCAGAUGCAAGAAUCAAAUGAAGGUGAUGUCAUUAAUGAAGAAUGUAAACCAGAAUAUCUUGAUGAUGUUGAAUUUUAUAACGAUGAAAACAUACCUAGCGUACAAAGGGUAGAUACACAAUCACCAGCAGAAGAGCAACACGAAGAAAGGGUGAACUUUUUUAGUUACAACACUGUCGAUGUAGAAUCAGAUAGUGAAAGCAUAGAAGACGUGUCCAUGGAAGAGGAGACUUCUUCUAUACAACGACUCGACGAAGCAAGUGGAGCUGAAGAGAACCAAAUGCCUGAGUUACAUGAUACAAUUGUGGGGGAAUGUAGGAAGCACAUGAAACAAAAGUCAUCAACCAAAGUUAUUGUUCAUAACAAAGAGAAACAAAAAGGAAUCAUGGUUGAAACCAAUUUGGACGCACCAAAGAAAACUUAUAAGAAAACUGAUAGAUCGGGUAGUAAUACUGCACACAUUUGUGAUAUUUGUGGAAAUAUUUAUGCGAAACGCGGACGCAUGAUGGAACAUAGAAGACGGCAUGAUAAGGAGCUUCGUUUCUCCUGCGAACUUUGCGAUAAACGUUUUCAUCUACGCGAGAAGCUGCGCAAACAUAUGUUUCUGCACACAGGUGGCAAACCGUACAAAUGUUCUUUUUGUAGUAGAACCUUCUUCUAUGAAAGCGUAAAGAAAGCACACGAGGCCGUUCACAGUGGCGCGAAACCGUAUGUUUGUGAUGAGUGCAACAAAGCCUUCGCCUAUGCCCACGCCCUAAGUAAACACAAGUUAAUACAUGCCGAUAUUAAGUUGUAUCAUUGUGAGUAUUGCAAUAAGGAUUUCCGUUUACAGCAUCAUAUGAAACAACAUAUUGAAACAAAGUUACAUCAAAAUGCCGUGCGGGUCGCCCAAAUGGCCCAAUCCGACAGGAAAACUCUUGUACCAAGCCCUACCUAGAACGCAUAGUAUACAUAUAUUUAUACGUGAAUGAAAAAAUUGCAUAUUUUAUUCGCACUUUUUAUUUGAAUGUAGUUAAAAUAUGUAACGCAUGUGGAAUCCAAUUUUAUUAGUAAUUUAAUGACUUAGUUCUAAACGCUUAUGCAAAUAGGUAUACAUAUUCGAAUAAAAAUUUAUCCUCAAUAUAAACAUAA
Messenger RNA from Ceratitis capitata (Mediterranean fruit fly), 1695 nucleotides. RefSeq names its product zinc finger and SCAN domain-containing protein 12. Gene Ontology annotation, molecular function: DNA-binding transcription repressor activity, RNA polymerase II-specific; zinc ion binding. The record is from RefSeq and is a predicted model, not a curated record. Bases 104 to 1501 code for a protein of 465 amino acids. Gene Ontology annotation, biological process: negative regulation of transcription by RNA polymerase II. Gene Ontology annotation, cellular component: nucleus. Lineage: Eukaryota; Metazoa; Arthropoda; Insecta; Diptera; Tephritidae. The transcript is spliced from 4 exons.